Molecule: messenger RNA, 2113 nt
Organism: Stereum hirsutum FP-91666 SS1
Lineage: Eukaryota; Fungi; Basidiomycota; Agaricomycetes; Russulales; Stereaceae
Exons: 3
Coding region: 512-1927 (471 amino acids)
Source: RefSeq, a predicted model, not a curated record
ACGAAAUCAAGUUGACAUCCGUGUAGAUCUCCGUCAUCCUUGUAUCAUAUCUUCUGUGGUCCCCAUAUCCGCAAAGUUUCCUAUCGUGCUUUAAUCUUGGACGAGCUGAUUGGUCUUGAUUAAACCUGUGCAGUCAGAGUGCCUGUCUUCAGCUAUUUUUCGAACUUGUUUCGGAGUAGAACGCCCUUCUUCGUCAACACGUCCCCUCCGACCUAACCACUGGGUUGCACUCCAGGAGUUUCCUUGUACUUCCUCUGCUUUACAGAACUCAAGAAACCCACGCGAGUCAGAAAGAGACCUCGAGUAUCUAACAGGAAGCGGAUCGUGGCAGUCACGAGUCAACGACCAGGACAACAACCAUAUUAGUCUCAGCCGCCCAGGUCGCACCGAGUCAAUUGCCCGAAUCCGUCUAUUAGUGUUGGAUACCAACUUGUUCCAAGCAUCCUGCCACCCGUGUUCUCCGACCUCCGACGUAUUGAUCGAAAUUCCCGCCUGAUUCGAACCGUACAAAAUGGCCCACUCAUCACCUCAUGUCACGCCGUUCAUUCCACCCCUCCCAGAGAUUCACGGCGGGCCCCCCUCACAACAAGGUCCCGUUAUCCCUCCCGUUAUCCCUCCCUUCUCUCCUUCAGGGUCCAUUCCCCCCUCAUUCGGACAACAAACACCAAGCCAAGCGUCGAACGGGUACCUCAGUCCAUACGGCACUCCUUACUACCCACCUACACAAAUGGCCCCACCAGGCUCGUACUAUAUGCCUACCGUCAAUCUCCCAGACGGUGGCCCGCCGCCACCCGCGAUGAAUCACAACAUUCCCCGUGGAGGGUCACAACCGCCGCAACCGGGCUUCUCUUCGGAUUGGACAGGUUUUCCUCCACCACCCCCUUCUCAAGGGACACCGUGGGGCCAACCCGCACCGCCUCCUCAAGGGACGCCGUGGGGUCAACCAGCGCAGAUACCAGGUCAAUGGGGUGCACCUCCUCCACCUCAUCCUUCAUAUACGGGUUACAACAACUUUCAACAGCCACUACCGGGAGGGUAUGCACCCCCGCCUCCUCCCGCUUUUGGCGGCUACGGUGGUCCUCCUGGGUAUGGCGGACCAUCCUGGGGAUAUACGCCCAGUCCUUAUGCCCAGCCGCUUCCCGGUGGAUGGCCGCCGCAACAAUCAGCACCGCCACCCAUGCCACCCAUGCAAAUGCAUCGUGUAGCACGAGCAGACAGAGGCGAUAAGGUAGGCCAUUUUGAGGCGGGCGCUCAUUACGGUCCUGUCCUGAAACCAAUGCUCUUGAAGAUUGUUCGUGCGGACCUUUCAAUCAACCCACUCCUUCAACCUCUACCUAUUGAAGACCCCCCUGAACCACGACUCAUCUGGAAUAUGCUCUUUUCGACUGCGCUCUGCCGUCGUUCGACUGACCCUAUAGAUCGCUCGUGGUCUGUCGGUCGCCAGGAGCCUGCCACUUUCCCUCGCGUCUCCUCCAUUCGUCUUCUCUCGCGGACUAUUCCCUGGCUCAUCGAUAUCCCCGCGUCCAACCCUGUUAUUGGCGUCACUUGUGGCGACGUCAUCGAACAGCUCUCCGACUACCUACAAGGUCGGAUCUCGAAGAAAGACUUUGACAAGGCUUCUCGCGAGACGCAAGAGGCUCUGAAGGCGACGUACCAUCAUAAUCGGAGUAGGGACGAGGGCGUUCCGGGAGGCAGACUUGGGGAGGGGUUGAAGAGGCUGGAUUGGUUGGGACCGAAGACGAUGUGGGGAGGGCUGGAGAAGAACGAUGCGUUGGUGAGGGAAGUUUGUGACGAGGUGUUGCCGUGUAUAUUGGAGUUGAAGUGUGAUCCGAGACCGAUCGCGGACGACGAUGUGAGGGUUCAAAGGGAGGGUAGGAGAAGGUCGAGGAGUGCGAGGAGUAGCAGGAGGUCAAGCCCAGGACAUUGAACCUGAAACCGGCGAAUUGAAUGUGGAUAUGUUAUCAGUAUUGGGUGGAUAUGCUUCUGUUUCCUUUUAUAUUCCUUUUCAUAUCCAAAGCGCAUGAUGCUAUUGUACUCCACGUCCCUCGUCAUUACUAUGUAUACCUGUUGUAUGACCCAUACCAUGCUCAAUAUUUUAUCCUCGUCUGUACCC